AUGGGGGAGUGCUCAGCCUUCCGGGGGGGGCCAGGUGAAGGGUCCCCCUGUGGGCCCAGCCUGGGGUGGGCAAGCGAGGGCCUGGGGAGCAGCGGGAAGAACCGGCGAGUGUGCCACGCCGCGGCACGGCUGGAGAUGGGCAGCCUCUGGGAGCAGUUCAACCACCUGGGCACCGAGAUGAUCGUCACCAAGGCUGGCAGGAGGAUGUUCCCUACCUUCCAGGUGAAGCUGUCAGGGCUGGACCCGCUGGCCGACUACGUCCUUCUCAUGGACUUCAUCCCGCUGGAUGACAAGAGAUACAGAUAUGCCUUCCACAGCUCCUCCUGGCUGGCAGCAGGACGAGCUGACCCAGCAGCCCCGGGCCGUGUCCACUUCCACCCGGACUCCCCGGCCAAGGGCGCGCAGUGGAUGCGCCAAAUCGUCUCCUUCGACAAGCUCAAGCUGACCAACAACCUCCUGGAUGACAAUGGCCACAUCAUCCUCAACUCCAUGCACCGCUACCAGCCCCGCUUCCACGUGGUGUUCGUGGACCCGCGCCGGGACAGCGAGCGCUUUGCCCACCAGAACUUCAAGUCCUUCAGCUUCCCUGAGACCCAGUUCAUGGCAGUGACAGCUUACCAGAACCACCGGAUCACCCAGCUGAAGAUUGCCAGCAACCCCUUCGCCAAGGGCUUCCGGGAUGGUGACCCUGAGCCAUGGUGUGAGGUGCCCGCAGGGUCCCUGCUGGGUGCCAUGCCCCGUGCCCGCACCACCACACUGCCCUCCCACCGUGAGAAGCAGGAGAAAGGUAGAGGGUCCAGGGCUGGUCCUGACCCCUUGCUGCUAUCUUUGCCCUGCCCGGGGGCUCCCCACAGCCAGGGGGCACUGGUCACCACCGUUCCCCCCCAGCCAACUCCCCCCAGCUUUCCUGAGCUGCCCACAUCCACCUUCCAGCCCCUCACCUGCCCCCCUGGUGUCUAUGUGGGGGGCAAACCCCACACCCUGCCCUACCCCCUGCCCACCUUCCCCCCACUCAGCACCUACAGCACCACCACAACCUCUCAUUUUGGCUACGGGCAGCAGUGA
Molecule: messenger RNA, 1065 nt
Organism: Indicator indicator
Lineage: Eukaryota; Metazoa; Chordata; Aves; Piciformes; Indicatoridae
Gene: TBX10
Product: T-box transcription factor 10
Exons: 7
Coding region: 1-1065 (354 amino acids)
Biological process (GO): cell fate specification; regulation of transcription by RNA polymerase II; positive regulation of DNA-templated transcription
Cellular component (GO): nucleus
Molecular function (GO): DNA-binding transcription factor activity, RNA polymerase II-specific; RNA polymerase II cis-regulatory region sequence-specific DNA binding
Source: RefSeq, a predicted model, not a curated record